Messenger RNA from Labeo rohita (rohu), 4823 nucleotides. RefSeq names its product sine oculis binding protein homolog (Drosophila) b (gene sobpb). Gene Ontology annotation, cellular component: nucleus. Gene Ontology annotation, biological process: animal organ development. The transcript has 7 exons. The coding region runs from base 520 to 2556 and encodes 678 amino acids. NCBI's taxonomy places the organism in Eukaryota, Metazoa, Chordata, Actinopteri, Cypriniformes, Cyprinidae. The record is from RefSeq and is a predicted model, not a curated record.
CUUGUCACAUGAUCUAAAAAAUGGCGCCGGCGAGCAACUGCUUAGUUUAGAAUAAAACAGAUUUUCUGGAAGGCUAAUAGAUUUGACAUCUUCAUCUUAUGCGAGGCUGCGCCAUUUUAAUAAUAUUUCUCAAAUGUGCUGUUCAUUUAUAAGAAGUGAUAUGUUUACUUCAGUAAAACCAGUUCAUUCAGAGGCCGCGUAUUUUAGGUCACGUGACAAAACAAUUCCUACUAACAGUAAAAAUCUUGACAAGAUACUGCGGUGCUGUGAGGGAAGCUGCGGUUCCGCUGGUCGUGACCUGAAGCCUCGCUCCUUGCAUUCCUGCCGAAACGGAUCCGGGGGAGCCGGUGGGAGGAGGAGGAGGAGGCGGUGGGCGCCGGGUGUUGAGUUUCACCUCCUCCUCCUCCUCCUCCUCCUCCCCUGAUCUCCGCUGCGCUCCUCUCAUUGUUCCCGCACCGCGUCAGAUUCGCGUGACAGCCGCGACUGACAGCGUCCGUUCCGCGCGCCGCUCCGCGAGUCAUGCCCGAGAUGGAAACGGGGCGACCGCCGGAGAACAAGCGCAGCAGAAAACCCGCUCAUCCCGUCAAGAGAGACGUGAGCGACGAGAUGAAGAGCUUUGCUGAAAACACCAUGAAUGAGUUGUUGGGUUGGUACGGCUAUGAUAAAGUGGAUCUGCAGGACUCAGACGCCGCUGACGGACGGAACCGUGUCAGACGCAACCAUAUAUCAGUUCUUAAAGAGAACUCGGUGCCAAAGCCACACGCUGUAGAGAAGAAGCCGCCGCCAUCAACAUCAUCAUCAUCAUCUUCCUCAGAGCCCGUCAGAAAUGGCGAGAAGGAGCCGGCGUCCGUCCCUCUGUCUCCGUCUCCGUCUCCGUCGUACUCUUCCUCGGCGUCGCCGCGUGUGAAGGAGCAGCACGGCAUGAACGUCAUCGUGCCGCUCAUCAAACCCUCUGCCGUGGAGGACGUCCAGAACGUGCCGAUCGUGUGCGUCUGGUGUCAGAAGGAGGGCAUGAAGCGUUAUUCUCUGCUCAUGGGCUCCGAGCUCAAGAGUUUCUGCAGUGAGAAGUGUUUCGCCGCGUGUCGACGCGCAUACUUCAAACGAAACAAGGCUCGAGAUGAGGAUCCUCAUGGUGACCAGUCUCCGCCCCCUGGCCAGACGCUGGACACGCCCUCAAGACUUCUGAUGAAGAUGAACAACAACACGCGUGUGUGUGAUUGGUGUAAACACGUGCGUCACACUAAAGAAUAUCUGGACUUUGGUUCGGGUGAGGAGCGGCUGCAGUUCUGCAGCACCAAAUGUCUAAACCAGUACAAGAUGGACGUGUUUUACCGCGAAGCUCGUGCCGCCCUCUCCGGCCCCGGCUCCGCCCACAAAGACGAGGAGACUCGUCCCAAAACGGCUGUCGCGGAAACCCAGAAACUCCUCACCCCGGAGGCCUGGGACAGACCAGCGUCAACCCUCUCGGUCCAAACGCCGCCGCCCCCGACACAGCAGCGAACGCCCGUCUCAGCGUCCCAGCCGAAGAUUCAGACGAGCGUGUCGCCCUCUUCUCCCGCCGGCCCGUCUCACAUUACUCCGGAACAGCCACGCCCACCUCAGAUGCCCCUCCCUUUUGUGCGGCCGCCCCUCCACGCCCAGGGCCUCCGAAGCCCCGCCCCUCAUCCUCCCCGUAACCCGCCCCGCCCCCUCAGCCCCGUCCAGAGGGCUUCCUUUGCCCCGCCGCCUCUUCUCCAGCCCUUCCCCACCCCCUACAUGCCCUUCCACCCCGCCUACCCGCCCCAUUUACCCCCGCCCUGGCCGCAGCCCAUGAUGUUAUCGCCCUAUCCGGUGUUCGUGCCAAUCCCGGUGCCGAUUCCCAUUCCCAUCCCUAUUCCCCCUCAAACAGGCCACAAAGGAGUCAUUCGAAGCCUGCAGGAGCAGGAGGACGAGCGUACGCUCGAUCCGGGGCACUCGGAGGAGACCAACCAAAAAGUAAAGACCGAACGAUGCGUUUCCCCUCUCGCGUCCGAGCGGCAGGUGAUUCAGUGUCUCCGCAAACAGCCGGUGAAAGAGGAAACUCACACGCCCACAUCUCCAAUGCACAAAGCACUUUACGCAUCAGUCGUCACGCCCAGAAUCGUCACUCCCGCCUCUUUGUACUCACUGGCUCGUUCGACCGCCAUACAAGCCGCCUCGUUUUCAUUGGACGGCUCUGGCUCCGCCCAGAUUCCGUCUCCUGUCUCCGAUUGUGAAGAUGUGAAAGAGAACAGCUACUUGGGUGGGCGGGACGACGGCUCGACCAAUUGCUGGUCGGCGGAGCAGACGGACUGCCGGAGCGACCAAUCGAAAGAGAGCAGGGGGGAGGAGGAAGCGCCACAGGAUGUAGAGCACACCUACGCGCGGUCGGUGCCGCCCAAACUGCGCGAGAAAAACACACUGAUGGCCACACAGAUGCAUUUACACACUCAAACACAAUCCUGGGAGAAAAACACGGAUCUGGGAUCCGAGCCGAGGGACGAUUCAGAGCCGCCCGUCAAGAGACGAUGCUUGAGAAUCAGAGACCAGAACAAAUGAGGGCAGGGUGAUGGAACGAUCGAGUCGAGUGUUUCGGGGGGGCGAUGCGGUGUGUGGACGUGCAGAGGACGCCUCAGUGAAGCCCAUCCAGACGUCCAGCAGCAGCAUCUGCCCCAGAGCAUCAUGGGAGUCACCGCUCGAACGCGUGUGAUCCAGUUAGACCACAUAUGUGUGUUUUCCUGCCGAGCUCCUACAAAGCCAGGCAUUGUUCCACACUGCCAGUGUGUGUGUGUGUGUGUGUGUGUUCAGCUGUGGUUUAGGAUUACCUGACACACUGGCGCUUUGGCUACAGGGCAUUUUUAGACUUCGCCGAAAGAGUGCCAAGAGCACAAACACACUCGCACACGUAUGUCAGUACAUUGAGCUCUGCGGCUCCUCAAACAUUUGGAAACUGUACAUUCAGGAAUAUGAGUGUUGAACGAUUAGAAUCGGAUCAGAUCUCUUCAGUUAUUGGCCAACUGAUGGAUGUUUGAAGUCAUUGCCAACAGAUUCGAUUCAGAUCACAUAUCACUGUGAACGAGAAACGGCAGAAAUACACGUCCAGACGUUCAAACGCGCUUCACCCAGUUCACGUGUCUCAUGAUCUCAACAACUAGGAGUUCAUUUUGGAGCAAACAGUGAUAGAAAUGUGCUCAUGAUACAUGUUUGGUAGCGUCCCCAAAUACUAGUCAGUUUUUGCUUCCAGAUGAAUUCUUUCCAUUCAUUUUUCCCAUCGGGAUUUUAAAAAGUGUCCGUAAAACCGCCGUAAGUCAUGAAUUAAACCAACCGGCUACAAGGAGAAUCGCAGCAUUACACACGUGUAGUUUUAGGCAAAUAAGCAUUUGAAAAUCAGACAAAAAGACGGGAAAGAACUACAAUCCCGUGAGGCAUUGUGGAUAACAAUCGAUUUAAAAACAGUGGUUUAGAAUAUAACUUCAUUUUAAGUUAUGGAUUAUAUUUAUAAAAACUAUAUAUUUUAGGUUUACUGCAAAGUAUGUGUUUCAUUGAGUGGGUGGGGCUAAUGAGUUCUUUUGGUGACUUUCUGAUUGGUGGAAUUUUGCAUUGCAUCAUGGGUAAUGUAGUUUUCCCACCAUGGAUUCCACUUUUUAACAUAAUUAUUUUAAAAACAACUUGAAAUAAUGUAGAUGUUUAGUUAAAACAACCUCUGAGUUGACAGCAGAUCUGCUUUAACGGUUUAUAAGUUAUCGUUAAAAUUCAGUUUCCCUAUGGAGAAAGUGAAUGGAGUCGGCAUGAUAUGGAAUGUCAUCUGUUUUCAAAAUGCAUGUUAUAGAUUUAAUAGUAAGCAAAUCAUCUGUGCAUAUGUUUUAUUGUAAACAUGUUUAAACUAUGUUUUUAAAGUGCCACGCCCACAUCUCAACAUCCAAUCAACAAAUGAUGCUUGGAGCCAAGCCCCGCCCUACAUUUGAUCCCCCUGAUAAUCUGUUACACCAGUUACCUUUCAUCAGGACUUUAAAGAUUGAGUCAGUGUCCAAACCUUUGAUUGGUAGCGUUUACCAUGGUACUGAAAUAUUCCUGACAUGGUACUUUAAAAAUAGUGUUAAAAUAUUACCAUGGUACUUUUGAAAAUGCACAUUGAAAAUACUCAGAUGUACUUAAAAUACAUAGGUGUUACUGUGGUAGUAUCUUAAAAAUCGAUCUUAAUACCACGGUACCCUUGUGCCAUUUGCAGCGCUGAUGGAGAAAAAACCGUGGUCGGUUCGUUUCUGAGAACUUCUAAGAUUCCUGCAUUGAACUGUAGAGUUAUAUUUUGUCAUUAUUUGAAAUACAAUUUGGAUUUUUCGAUCUUGAGAAAUCUCUUCACUGGAGUCCAGAUGUUUUCUCAAGCCAUUUGUCUUGAAAUUUGCCAAAUCAAUAUAGAAGAGCUAAAUGUCAGUUACUAAAGUAUAAUUGUACCCUGUUGCCAUAAACAAGACAAAAACACGCAUUUAUGAAAUGAGUAACACGUGUGUGUCAGUUUUAUAAUUGACCAAAGCCAUCAGAUGGUUUCGUUUCUGUCCAGCAGAGGGCGCCAUUGAUAUUUAAACACAUAUUGAUGAGCUGUGUUGAUAUAGAUGAUUAAUAUUAAUUCAUAUGAUUAACCGAUGUCAGACUCUCUAAAUGCACACCAUUUCACACCGGUGCCAAUCGAUACAACUAACAAUGCGUUUCACAGAAGGCCAAUAUCGAAAAACACUUUUCUUUCAAAUUGUUUUUUGUUUGUUUGUCAUGGUUUAAUUAUUACGACGGCGUUUUAGUGCCACCUUAAAAAAUAAAUAAAUGUAAGAUUA